Molecule: messenger RNA, 1774 nt
Organism: Brassica rapa (field mustard)
Lineage: Eukaryota; Viridiplantae; Streptophyta; Magnoliopsida; Brassicales; Brassicaceae
Product: chaperone protein dnaJ GFA2, mitochondrial
Biological process (GO): response to heat; protein refolding
Cellular component (GO): cytoplasm
Molecular function (GO): ATP binding; heat shock protein binding
Source: RefSeq, a predicted model, not a curated record
UAAAUGUGUAAUAAUAUUCCGGGUCGGGUCGACCCGGUAUUGUGUGGCGAACAAAACAGAAACUGCGUCUUCUACAAAGUUCUGAAGCAGCAGCAUCUUCCAAAACAGGGUUUUGCUAGGGUUUUAAGUCGUUGGCUGUUCUGUCUGAUGCUCUCCCCUAAACCUUAAAUCUCCAUUAAAUUAGAGCAUUAGAUAUUUAUAAAAAUCGAAUCUUUUAAAGACUCUCGAGAAGAAUGAUCCCUACCAAUGGCGCAAGGGUUCUUCGCUUGUUGACUCGUCGAUGUCUCUCCUCAACGCUUGUACAAGAUCUAACCAAUCAGAGACUCAGGGGAGUAGCUAUCGGGAGCUUUAGGAGAUUGAAUACUGGUACUACCAAUCCUGCCAAGUUUCUUGGAGAUUACGCUUCCAAAUCUGGGGAUGGUCGGAAAUGGAUCAAUUUUGGAGGUUUUAAUUCUAGUUUUGGUUCGACAAGGUCUAUUCAUGGAACAGGUUCGUCGUUUAUGUCGGCUAAGGACUACUAUGAAGUUCUUGGAGUGAGCAAGAAUGCUCCAGAUGGUGAAAUCAAGAAGGCUUAUUAUGGGCUAGCUAAGAAACUCCAUCCUGAUAUGAAUAAAGAUGACCCUGAAGCUGAGAAGAAGUUCCAGGAGGUCUCAAAAGCUUAUGAAAUUUUGAAAGAUAAGGAGAAGCGUGACCUAUAUGACCAGGUUGGGCAUGAAGCAUUUGAGCAAAAUGCUAGUGGUGGUGGGUAUCCAAAUGAUGGAGGUUUCGGUGAAGGGUUUAACCCAUUUGAUAUAUUCGAUAUCUUCAGCAGGAACAAGCAAGAGUUCGGAGGCCAAGAUGUCAAGGUUUUGCUUGAGCUUUCUUUCAUGGAAGCUGUUCAAGGAUGCUCCAAAACCGUGACUUUUCAAACCGAACUUGCUUGUAACACUUGUGGUGGACAAGGUGUUCCUCCUGGCACCAAACGUGAGAGAUGUAAAGCCUGUAACGGCUCUGGGAUGACAACAAUGAGAAGGGGUAUGUUAAGCAUCCAACGAACAUGCGAUAAGUGUGGUGGAGCUGGUCAAACCUUCUCGAGUAUUUGCAAAUCCUGUAGAGGGGGUAGAGUGGUUCGAGGACAGAAGACAGUGAAAGUCAAUAUUGAUCCAGGGGUUGACAAUACUGAUACCUUAAAGGUGUCAAAGUCUGGUGGGGCUGAUCCUGAUGGUGACCAACCUGGAGAUCUAUAUGUUAUUUUUAAGGUUCGUGAAGAUCCCGUGUUCCGCAGAGAGGGAUCAGAUAUUCAUGUGAAUUCGGUUAUCAGUGUUACUCAGGCCAUUCUUGGAGGAACCAUUCAAGUUCCAACCCUCACCGGUGAUGUUGUUGUGAAGGUCCGUCCUGGAACCCAACCUGGUCAGAAGGUAGUCCUAAGAAAUAAAGGUAUUAGAGCAAGAAAGUCAACUAAAUUUGGGGAUCAAUAUGUGCAUUUCAACGUCAGCAUCCCUGCAAAUAUAACGCAAAGACAGCGUGAACUGCUCGAGGAGUUUAUUAAAGAAGAGCAAGGCGAUUAUGAGAAGCGAACUGCUUCUGCAUCUUCCUAAUUCUGGACCAUCUUUCUUAAUCGAUAUACCAGUCAGACAUGAUUGAGAUCAAUAUUGCGUUAGAAUUAGUGAAAGAGUAUCGUUUUUGUUUUUGUUCCUUCGAACUGAUUCUAUAGAAAAUGGAAAAUUUGAUUGUGGAACCAUUUUUCAAUAUUACUCGCUGAAAGUAAUAAGAUUUUGUCUGGACCAUUUUCUCU